Molecule: messenger RNA, 246 nt
Organism: Cladocopium goreaui
Lineage: Eukaryota; Dinophyceae; Suessiales; Symbiodiniaceae
Source: the annotation of a GenBank genome assembly
GCCUUGAUAUGUCAAGAUGAAGGUUUGGUUCCCAUCGUCGAGCCGGACAUCGUCAUGAAAGGUGAACAUGACUUGGAGACAGCCAUGGCGGUGAACAUCGAAGUUCAGUCGACCCUUUACAAGGCGAUGUUGGAGCAUGGCGUCUACAUGGAAGGGACGAUCCUCAAGACGAAUUUGGUGAAUCCUGGACUGUCCUGUGACACGGACUACAGCGUGGAAGAGUAUUCUGUGAUGACUUCCUUUUGA